UUGUAGCAACCGAAAUGUAUUUGUCUGAAAAAUAAAGAAGUCAAAAUCAAAAUUUAUUUUAUUAUCUUGAAAGAUUGGAGUAACGUUUUCUAAAUUUAACCUAUUCUAAUGUGUUACGACUCUAUUUUAGUGCAGCAUUUUAAAACUUCCUGUAGGCUGUUAUCUACAUCUUAAAGGCCAUUUUGUAAAGAAGUAAAUUAGGCUAUUAAAAAAAAUCCCACACAUUGAAACCAAGCUAUACAUAAAGAAGAAUGACAGAAGAAGAUCAAGAUUCUCUCCGACCCACGUCUCCUUAUCACGAGAAAUGUUUUCCGCCGUAUUGUGAUAAUGCUGGACAACUGGACAAGCAAGUAGUGUCAAAAAUGAACCGGAAGGAACUUGAAGACAAAUACAUUGUAUAUGCAGAUGAAAAUCUCAAUCUUAAGAAAAGAAUACGAGAGCAUGAGCGACAAAUACAAAGACUACAGACCGCCAUGGCAAGACAAGACAAUUUAGAAAAGAAAGGUGGAGCAAAAUUGCCACCGUCAAUGCAGCUGGAAAAUGCUCGUGUUGAAAAUUUGGAGAUGCAAAACAAAAAUCUCCAAGCAAAGGUAAAAGUGUUGAAACAGCAGCUGAUGAACCAUAGUUUCAUCCACACCAAAGAAAACAAAAUUGCAGAAAACAAAGAGAAAAAUUAUAAGAAUCCGGAAUAUUUUCGAGAUGUUGGACAGACACAGUCGGCCCGUGACUCCAAGCAUCGCUACAAUUCCCCUUCACCAUCCGCUCGUGACUUGAACAAUGUUUCCGCUCUGAAAGAGCGAAUAGCUAUGUUGGAGAAUAUGCUAGAGACACAAAAGGAUAAGUACAAGACCCGCAUCGCUCAGUUAGAAAAGGAGGUGGCUGCUAUGGGCAAGAGUGGUAAUAACUUGAAUGAGGAACUGAAUGAGCAUUCGCGUAAGGUGAGCGAUAAUGUGGAAAUAAUCAAGCUGCGAAGAGAUGGCAAGAAACUGUCAAAAGAUAUUGAUAUUUUAAACGAUCAGAAUGAUGCACUUCGAAAGGAAUUGGAGGAACUGAAAGUAGCAUUGAAAAAGGCUAAUGAAAGUGUUGCGGAGCUGGAAAGAAUACUAGAAAGAGAGAGAGAGAAAGCAAGAGAUGCUGAGAGUAACUUAUCAAAGAGUAUGUCUAACACAGAAACAAUAAGAGCACUUCAAGAAGAGAUUAGAGACCUUAAGAAUGAAAGGAAAGAGCUGAAAGAAGCAAAUGAACAACUGCUUCUUUUAACAACCACUCCACCCAAGAGUGAUAGGAGCGGGUCAGAGUCCAAAUUGAAACAACAGGUAUCUACACUGGAGCUGAAAUUGAGAGAAAAAUCCAAAGAACUGGAGGAUAUGAAACGGGAGGUAGCUCGGCUGGAAGCACUUGUAAAAGGUUCAGACAACACUCCAAAGUCGGUGGCCUCUAAAGCAACAUCUCCUGCACAGAAAGAGUCAGAUAAGAAUCGAGAUGAUGGAGAAAAAGUUGAACAGCUGAAGAAAUUACUGGCCGAGGUUCAAGAUGAGCUGGAAGAGCUUAGGGCAAUUGCAGAUGACCAUAGAAAGAAUUGCUUAAAGAUUCAAACUCCUGAGAUUGUUGUGCAGCAAAGACCAAAAAGGGAAUGGCCGGAUCCGAAAUUAGUGGUUACGUUUGGAAAUAAAGAUAUUCCCUCAAAGGAAUCCUCUAGGAUGUAAGUACUCAUGUCUUCU
Molecule: messenger RNA, 1721 nt
Organism: Homalodisca vitripennis (glassy-winged sharpshooter)
Lineage: Eukaryota; Metazoa; Arthropoda; Insecta; Hemiptera; Cicadellidae
Product: myosin-11-like
Exons: 15
Coding region: 252-1706 (484 amino acids)
Biological process (GO): non-motile cilium assembly
Cellular component (GO): ciliary transition zone
Source: RefSeq, a predicted model, not a curated record